This is a messenger RNA of Lactuca virosa, 285 nucleotides long. NCBI's taxonomy places the organism in Eukaryota, Viridiplantae, Streptophyta, Magnoliopsida, Asterales, Asteraceae. The record is from the annotation of a GenBank genome assembly.
AUGACCAACGAAGUACUGCAAAAAGUCAUAGAAACCCUCAUCCACCAAGAUCGCCAAAUUAAGAGCGCUCUAAUGCUCCUCUACAAACAGCUUCAGUUAGUCGUCGAGUUGGAGGAAAAAUUGAUGAAGGAGGCAGCAUCUACCCCUUCCCUUUCCAAAGUUCUUAUAAUGAAGCCAAGGAUGUUGGUUGUGGACAUGAUGACGACUCUACUCAACUUAAUGGAAGGGAUUGACAAAUCGAUCACUCGAUGCCAAGACAUUAUCGAAAACAUGGCCGACGACUGA